Atta colombica is the source of this 1004-nucleotide messenger RNA. Its product is annotated as orcokinin peptides type A-like. Lineage: Eukaryota; Metazoa; Arthropoda; Insecta; Hymenoptera; Formicidae. The record is from RefSeq and is a predicted model, not a curated record. The transcript has 3 exons. Bases 109 to 897 code for a protein of 262 amino acids.
UUCACGACGUGCAUCACGAGUCUGAAGAAACUGCGGUUGAUUAAUUUCUUUUUGAAGAACGAAUUCUCGAUAUCGAUUGAUUCAUCGUGAACUAAACUCAACGGCGUAAUGGCACUUUCCGGUUCAUCGAUCGUGAUCGUUUUUAUUGGCGUGGUCGCUUAUGCGGUGGCAGGACCUAUUCAGUUACAGGCUGGACAGAAUACGUUGCAGCAGAAUGAAUAUGGAGGAUUGGCGGAUCUCUUGGCAAGAUAUAUGGAAGGUCAAAGGGUUAAACAGAAUACGAAGCGAAACUUGGAUCAAAUCGGUGGCGGACAUCUCGUAAGGGAUACGGACAAGCAAUUUGAAGGUUUAUUAAACGAAGAAGAGAGUCGUUUGAUUGAAUGUUUAAAUUCCGCCAUUGACAAGCAAAUACUUGACACAUUCUGCCGAGAGGAACUUUUUGCCGAUCGUUUUCGUAAUGGAAAUCUCAUUAAUUCUUCGAUCAAUUUUGUAGCAUUUGAAGAUACAAUAAAUCAUCCAUUAAACAGUCCUGAUUUAAGUGCCAAUCAAGCAAAUAACCAGUUAUUUAUGGAACAACUUAAUGGCAUUGUUUCAAAUAACGCAGAGAGUGAUAGACAAAUUGUUAAAAAUUUAGAUCAGAUCGGCAGGCAUUUCGUAAGAAAUCUAGAUCAAAUUGGUGGCGGACAUUUGAUUAGAAGCAUCGAUUAUCCAAACGCAAGAACAAAACAGCGCAUUGAUCAACCGAUGAGCAUCUUAGAGAAGCUGCAUUUCACGCGAAAUCUGGAUCACAUCGGAGGCGGAAAUCUUGUGAGAAAUUUAAAUCAGAUUGGAGGCAGAAAUCUUGUGCGAAACUUGGAUCCAAUUGGCGGCGGAAAUCUCGUGAGAAGCUUGAAUUGAUUUUGCAGCAAUGCCUAAUCAUGGUGGAACAAGAUGGGGAAAGAGAAUGGCUUAGAAGUGAUUGUAUUAAGAAUGGAGAAAAGCUUUUAUAUUGAUUUUGAAUAUUA